AUGAACCGCUACACUACCAUGCGGCAGCUGGGCGACGGCACCUACGGGAGCGUGCUGAUGGGCCGGAGCAACGAGUCGGGGGAGCUGGUGGCCAUCAAGAGGAUGAAGAGGAAAUUCUACUCUUGGGAUGAAUGCAUGAACUUGAGAGAAGUGAAGUCUCUGAAGAAGCUGAAUCAUGCCAAUGUGAUUAAACUGAAAGAAGUUAUCAGAGAAAACGACCACCUUUAUUUUAUAUUUGAGUAUAUGAAAGAGAACCUCUAUCAGUUAAUGAAGGACAGAAACAAGCUGUUCCCCGAGUCGGUCAUUCGGAACAUCAUGUACCAGAUCCUGCAGGGACUGGCCUUCAUCCACAAGCACGGUUUUUUCCACAGGGAUAUGAAGCCGGAAAACCUGCUUUGCAUGGGGCCGGAGCUGGUGAAGAUCGCGGACUUUGGGCUGGCGCGAGAGCUGAGGUCGCAGCCACCGUACACAGACUACGUGUCCACCAGGUGGUACCGAGCCCCUGAGGUUUUGCUACGCUCCUCAGUUUACAGUUCGCCCAUCGACAUGUGGGCUGUCGGGAGCAUAAUGGCCGAACUGUACACGCUAAGACCUCUGUUCCCAGGGACAAGCGAGGUCGACGAAAUCUUCAAGAUUUGCCAAGUCCUAGGGACUCCCAAAAAAAGCGACUGGCCAGAAGGGCACCAGCUGGCAUCCUCCAUGAACUUCCGCUUCCCCCAGUGUGUGCCCAUCAACCUGAAAACCCUCAUCCCCAAUGCCAGCAAUGAGGCCAUUCAGCUCAUGACCGACAUGCUGAACUGGGACCCAAAGAAGAGGCCAACCGCCAGCCAGGCGCUGAAACACCCCUAUUUCCAAGUGGGCCAAGUCCUGGGCUCUUCCGCGCACCACCUGGAUGUCAAGCCCAUCCCGAAGCAGCCGGCGCAGCCCCCAGACACCCCACCCUGUGCGGACCCCACGGCCCAGCCCCCGCCGGAUGCUGGGGCACCCCCAGCCCAGCGCAGCCAGCAGCCCCUGCAGCCCAUCCAGCCACCGCAGCUCUCGGGGGGCCUACAGGCACCCCGACAGCACCCCCAGCGGCUGCCACAGACGCUGUUUCCGAGCAUCAUCAAGAACACGCCCUCCAAGCCGGCGGGCACCGUGGGCCUCAAGGGGCCUCGGCGGCGCUGGGGCCAGGCGGCCGUGCGCUCCGGGGACGGCUGGGAGGGCCCCGAGGACGGCAACGUGGGGGCCCCCCUCUGGCGGCGGCCGGGUGUGGCCGCAUUCAAAGAAAACCGGAGGAAGGACUCCCCAUUCAGGCCUGUGGACUCUGUGCCCCCGGGUGCCGGCCACACCGGCGGAGAAAACAAGAGCUUGCCUGCUGCACCCCUGAAGUCUGAGCCUGAGCUGCCCGCGGCGUCCACGGCCAAGCAGUACUACCUGAAGCAGUCGCGCUACCUGCCGGGUGUGAACCCCAAGAACGUGGCUCUGGUGGCCGGGGGGAAGGAUGUGAACCCACACGGCUGGAACAGCCCGUUUUUCCCGAAGUCGCUGGGGCCGCUGGGAGCAGAACUCGCCUUCAGGAGGAACAACGCAGGAAACCCCGGAGGGCACGCUGCUUUCGGCCAGUCGGGGUACGUGCCUUCCUUCCUCAAGAAAGAAGUGGGGUCCACUGGCCAGAGGAUACACUUGGCCCCGCUGGGGCCGGCAGCCUCAGAAUACAGCUGGCACACGAAGGCUGGCCAGGGGCAGUUUUCAGGGCCCACGUUCAACCCUGCGGCCAGGGCCCUGAACGUCGUGGGCCGCGCCCAGCCGGUGUCCUCGGUGCACGGGCGGACAGACUGGGUGGCCAAGUACGGGGGCCACCGGUAG
Condylura cristata (star-nosed mole) is the source of this 1848-nucleotide messenger RNA. It is a transcript of the gene MAK, whose product is annotated as male germ cell-associated kinase. Gene Ontology annotation, biological process: protein phosphorylation; intracellular signal transduction; intraciliary transport. The transcript has 13 exons. Gene Ontology annotation, molecular function: protein serine/threonine kinase activity; ATP binding. Gene Ontology annotation, cellular component: cytoplasm; cilium; nucleus. The record is from RefSeq and is a predicted model, not a curated record. NCBI's taxonomy places the organism in Eukaryota, Metazoa, Chordata, Mammalia, Eulipotyphla, Talpidae. Bases 1 to 1848 code for a protein of 615 amino acids.